GGUGGGGAUAUCAGCCUGUCGAUCGCAGAUAAAAAGUGGCACUAAUCUAGAAACAGCAGGAUGGUUGUUCGCGCUAAGUGUAAGGCUUGUAAAAGUGAAUUAAUUACAGUGGGGCGAUUGGCUGUGUCAGUGCGCUAGUGGCAGGCUCCCAUGAUCUACUCUCUGGUCGACCAGUCUGAACGGGUCGGAUACUUCAACCCGACCAAUGGUUAGGCCAAUAAAAGUGCACUGGCGUUGUUGUAUGUGAUCAUACUACGUCUAGUACUUUUCCAAUCCUGUACUCCGUACGUCAAGAACCAGAGACACAGGAAAAAGGUCGAGGCUUCAAUCCAUUCCAUAUUCCUUCUACUGGAAGCUAAUUACUAGUAGUAUACAACCAGAACUCUCGACGGCACGGGCACACUUCCCAAUAGGUAAGAAGUUAAUUUAAGUUAAAGUGAGCUGAAUCAGUGUCAGGAAUAUCCUAACCAAGGUACCAAUAUCAUCUUUUUCUGCGAGCUGCCCGUUCCCAGAUGGGAACUAUAGAGCGAGAGUAUUUGGAAUAACCGGCGACUGAUGAUGCCCGCAGAAGAUUUGACCAUAUGCCUCCUUCUGUGCACUGAUUCAUCUGAUACCAGAAAUGAGAGACACGAUGGGGAAAUCGGUAAACCCCGUUUGGUCCCGUUUGGAACCACUUCAAACAUGGAACUGCCAGCACCCGAUCCGCUGAGCCCAACAGAUUCUUGCUCAUCGAGCUCUGCCCGUCGAUGCCGUCCCUAUGAUGGCAAGUCCGGUCUGGUAAGGUUUUUACUAGCGGUGAUCUACUGGUUCUACUGUGGAGAAAGCAGUACGGGAUCACUCUCUGUGUACAUAUGGCGGGUACACACAACGUGCGGGAGGAAUGCUGGAGCAGGGUACCGUGGUUGCAUUCGCACGAUUUACUAUUCUCCACGAUGUGCUUCCGAUGGGUGAAGAGACUGCUGUCCCGUCUUCCUAAUGUACA
Molecule: messenger RNA, 982 nt
Organism: Aspergillus pseudonomiae
Lineage: Eukaryota; Fungi; Ascomycota; Eurotiomycetes; Eurotiales; Aspergillaceae
Exons: 1
Coding region: 556-951 (131 amino acids)
Source: RefSeq, a predicted model, not a curated record